Molecule: messenger RNA, 456 nt
Organism: Dermatophagoides pteronyssinus (European house dust mite)
Lineage: Eukaryota; Metazoa; Arthropoda; Arachnida; Sarcoptiformes; Pyroglyphidae
Source: RefSeq, a predicted model, not a curated record
UCAUUUUCAAUAAAUUAUUAACGCAUUCAACGACAUAAAAAUAUUUCGUUUUUGUUCAUCAAACUUUGCGAAUAAAUUAAUUCUUCAAACACUUUUUCCAGACAACAUUUACAAAUAUAAUCUUCAGAAUUAAUUACAAUAUUAUUCAUAAUGGCUAAAAAAUAUAAAUUAGAUCAAGAAUCUCGAAAUCUGAUCAAAUUUAUUCAUGACAGCCUAUUAAAAAUGCAACACGAGUUAAUUUUGGAUCCUUCUGAAGUUCCUCUCCAAGAUCUGAAAAACGAGUUGAUAGGUUUUCGUAAUCAAUUGGAUGAAAUAAUGGCGAAAUUUGAUGAUUGGAAAAAAUUUGGUAAAACUUUAUUAUUCCAUGUCGAGAAAAUUACUUUAUGUCAUCUUAUGAUCAACAAACUGUGGUAUUGGAAAAUCUUAGAUGAUCAUCAGAUUCAAACAAUGUCAUGA